UAGCUAGGGCGGAUCCUGUACGGACGUCAGAUGUGCCCCCCCGGUUAUUGCGGUCCGCGAUGUCACGAACUGUGGAGAGAGUGUGAAGUUGCUGAGUCACAACAACAGGCGGCGCGUUAUACAAUGACAGAUACUGCCGAGUCACAGGCUGGGAAGCCGGCGGGCGCCGGGACCCGGGGGCUCGUCUCCGGCUGGAUCAGAAGAACACUCUCUUGCUGAGACACACGCACACACAGAGACAGGCGCUGAGAGACAGCCUGAUACAAACUGAGACUCGCAGAGACAGCCUAAGAGACACACUGAAACUCCCCGAGUGAGAUAGACGGACACUAUAGAGACAGACACACAUAGAGACAGAGCCUGGUUAUUAGACAGCCAGAGAUUUGCAGAGACAGCUGCUGAGAUAGGCAGACAUAAAGACAGGCACUGACACUCAGAGACAACCUGGUAAUAUAGUUACAUACUGUAGAGACUGACACCUAGAGAAGCAGUAAUAGGCUGAGGAAGACAAAAAUACUGAGUGACUGAGACAAUGAGAGACAUUAGAAAUACAUACAUACUGACACACUGAGACUUACAUACUGACACACAGAGACAUACACUACACUACAGGUAGUGACUUGCGAGUCACAGAGGACAGUGAGAAGAGACAGACAAAACCCUUGAAAGGUGCUUUUCAUCUUGAUACAAUGGUGAUGCUGAGGGAUUAUUGCGAGCAUAAUGGCAGUGUGUCCCAUGCCUGGUUGGACAAUGGCCUAUCUCCGUGUUUUUAUUUCACUCUGGUACCAUCCGUGCUCCUAAGCUUUUCUCUUCUCCUGGGAAGCUUGCAGUCUGCCUUUUAUGUCAAGCACAGUCGGACAAUGGAACCCAAGUACAUUCCUAAGUCCCGUCUGUACCAUCUUCAACUGGUACUGUCCAUCGUCCUGAUGUCACAGGCUGUGGGCGGACUGAUCUGGCAGGCUGCAGGUAGUGAUGUCUUAUAUGGAUAUAUGAUACUGCAUGGCUGCCUCUCCGUGGGGGCUUGGGGAUUUAGCAUAUGGCUCAUUCAUUUGGAGCGCACAAGAGCCCUUGAGCGAGAAAGGAGUAGGGGACAUGGAGUGGUACUCCUUCUGUUCUGGGCACUGGCCUUUGCCGCUGAGAACUUGGCAUUUAUAUCCUGGAAGAGCCCGCAUUGGUGGUGGACGUCGAUGGAUACUGUGUCGCAAAAGGUGCAGUUUGGCCUGUGGACUCUACGAUACAUCUGUACAUUGUUCUUAUUCAUGUUAGGAAUUCUUGCCCCGGGUCGACCGCGCAAACCAUACAUCCUUCUUAUUAAUGAAGAUGAAAGGGAUGUGGAGAAUACGCAGCCUCUGUUGAGAAGCCCAAAUGAGUCCACAUGGCAGGGCUUCUAUAAGAAGGUGCGUCUACUUGUCCCAUACAUGUGGCCGAAGGGGAACGUCCUGCUACAGCUCCUGGUUCUCCUCUGCAUGGGUUUGAUGGGUCUAGAACGAGCUAUCAAUGUCUUUGUUCCCAUAUACUAUAAGAACAUAGUGGACAAGUUGACUGAUGGGUCUCCAUGGCACUCCCUGGCGUACACUGUCUGUAUAUAUGUUCUGCUCAAGCUUCUGCAGGGUGGAGGAGCAGGCGCAACGGGUUUUGUAAGUAACUUACGAACUUUCUUGUGGAUCCGUGUUCAGCAGUUUACAAACCGCAUUGUGCAGAUCCGCCUCUUCUCCCACCUCCACUCUCUGUCCCUACGUUGGCAUCUUGGGCGUAAGACGGGUGAAGUGUUACGUAGUGUGGACAGAGGAACCAGCAGCAUCAACAGCCUACUGAGUUACAUAGUAUUCAGUAUACUUCCUACCAUUGCGGAUAUUAUCAUUGGGAUAGUCUAUUUUACGUCUUUCUUCAACGCCUGGUUUGGACUGAUCAUUUUCAUCUGUAUGACCUUAUACCUGACCCUCACCAUCAUCAUUACUGAAUGGAGAACAAAAUACCGCCGGGAUAUGAACACCAGAGACAAUGAGGCCAAAUCUCGAGCCGUUGACUCGUUACUCAACUUUGAAACGGUGAAAUACUACAACGCGGAGUCUUAUGAGGUGAACAGAUUCAAUGACGCAAUAGUGAAAUACCAGGUAUCUGAGUGGAAAGUUAAUGCUACACUGGCCAUGCUAAAUCAGACCCAGAACCUUAUCAUUGGGCUGGGACUGUUGGCUGGGUCUCUUCUCUGCGCUUACUUUGUUACUGAAAACAAGUUUAAAGUUGGUGACUACGUACUGUUUGGAACCUACAUCAUUCAGCUCUACACACCACUUAACUGGUUCGGCACAUACUACAGGAUGAUUCAAAACUCCUUCAUUGACAUGGAGAAUAUGUUUGAACUAUUCAGUGAAGACCAAGAGGUGAAGGAUUUGGUGAAUGCCUCAGAGCUGAGAUUCAACACUGGGAAAAUUGAGUUUGAGAAUGUUCAUUUCAACUACACAGACGGAAGGGAAAUCCUGCGUGAUGUCUCUUUCACUGUGAUGCCUGGACAGACGGUCGCACUGGUGGGACCGUCGGGCUCUGGGAAAAGUACCAUAAUACGACUUCUUUUCCGUUUUUAUGAUGUCCGAGGUGGCAGCAUCAGGAUUGACGGGCAGGACAUCUCCACGGUUCUGCAGGCUUCCCUUCGAUCUCACAUCGGUGUUGUACCCCAGGACACAGUACUGUUUAAUGAUACUAUCCGCAACAAUAUCCGCUAUGGACGUGUCAGUGCCACAGAUGAUGAGGUGGAAGACGCAGCAGCUGCAGCUGAUAUCCAUGAACGUAUCCUUUCUUUCCCUGAUGGGUACAACACACAAGUUGGAGAACGUGGUCUGAAGCUCAGUGGAGGAGAGAAGCAACGAGUUGCCAUUGCUAGAACCAUUCUAAAGUCUCCACAAAUUGUCCUGCUAGAUGAGGCCACUUCUGCACUGGACACUGAAACCGAGCGCAACAUACAAGCUUCUUUAGCAAAAGUCUGUGUCAAUCGGACUACAGUUGUGGUUGCUCACAGGCUUUCCACUGUGAUUAACGCAGAUCAGAUUCUGGUUCUGAAAGAAGGACAGAUCAUAGAGAGAGGAAGACAUGAUGAGCUGCUUGAUAAGGGAGGUGUCUAUGCUGGAAUGUGGCAGAAGCAGCAGAGUGGUAACGAGUCCUCUUCAGACUCCGAUUCUGAGAGAAAAGACAGAAUUUCAGAGAAAUCACAGCAGCCAAAACCAGCACUGAGGAAACCUCAUUAGACUAUAGGGAGUGAUGCCACAUGCAUCGGUCCCCAUUCCGCACUGCACAGCGAGCUUGAGCAUUCUCUAUCACAAGUGAGAUGAUUAGGUCCUGCAGUGAUCAAGUCACCUAUUAUCAUUGGAGGCAGGAGAAGGUCGCCCAUGAUCAAAGCUUCUAUCUUAUAGACAAGCCAUCGUUUGGAAUACCACUGCAAUACUGAUGAUUUCAUCAGUAACACCUGACAGUUUUGCCCACAGGAAUUAGUUAAGCUGCAUAAAACUGUACGUUUACAACGUCUUCAUCCAGAAUCUGCAGCCCCAAGGAAUCGCUGCUAUUGGGCCCAGUUCUUGUCAGAAUAACUCUCACACAUCUGCAACGUGUGUGUAGAUAAGCAAAACCGCACUGUGACCUCAGAGUUUAAAUUCAUAAUAGGUCUCCCCUUUUAAUUAAAAGUUUGUAUAUUUACACGGGUGUUUUGAAUCAUCUACAGGGAACUGGAUGAAUUGAUAUUUAUUCUGCAGUAUCCGCUAUGGGUGAAAUAAUUAAUAGAUUUUUUUAAAGAUGUUAACAUUAAUAUGUUUAAAAAGCAUUACCAAGAAUAAAAACAAGGUCACUAGUGCACAAACAAAAACUCCUUAUUGACGAAUGUUGUUCAGAAGUUUUUCUAUUAAAUAAUUAUGACUGGUAUAGAAAAAUAAUAAAUUGUCUGGUGGAUUGUGAAA
This is a messenger RNA of Pseudophryne corroboree (corroboree frog), 3941 nucleotides long. It is a transcript of the gene ABCB6, whose product is annotated as ATP binding cassette subfamily B member 6 (LAN blood group). Lineage: Eukaryota; Metazoa; Chordata; Amphibia; Anura; Myobatrachidae. The coding region runs from base 690 to 3239 and encodes 849 amino acids. The record is from RefSeq and is a predicted model, not a curated record. Gene Ontology annotation, cellular component: vacuolar membrane. Gene Ontology annotation, biological process: transmembrane transport; heme transport. Gene Ontology annotation, molecular function: ABC-type heme transporter activity; ATP hydrolysis activity; heme binding. The transcript has 20 exons.